GUGUACGUGUGUGUGUCCCCGUCAUAGACAGGUAUAAAUAUCAGUUCACAGUGAGGGAGUUGAUAAUUGAUUUCGGAGUUCUGCAAAGUCACACAAGAAGCUGUUUUUUGAUCAUGGCUGACUAUGACUUGGUUCUGAGAUGCUGGGGUCCAGUGGAAGCCGACUACAACACACACGGCGGGCUGGUUUUGACCCGUUUAUUCACAGAGCACCCGGACACCCAGAAGCUGUUCCCCAAGCUCGCAGGCGUAGGGGAGCUGGCAGCCAGUGUGGCGGUCGCAUCCCAUGGGGCGACGGUCCUGAAGAAGCUGGGGGAGCUGCUGAAGACCAGGGGCGACCACGCGGCUCUGCUCAAACCCCUGGCCACCAGCCACGCCAACGUCCACAAGAUCCCCAUCAACAACUUCAAGUUGAUCACAGAGGUCAUUGCAAAGCAUAUGGCGGAGAAGGCGGGGCUUGAUGCUGCCGGGCAGGAAGCUCUGAGGAAAGUGAUGUCUGCGGUCAUUGCCGACAUUGAUGCCACCUACAAAGAGCUGGGAUUCUCCGGGUAAUCACUUCACCAGUGAUCCACCCUGGUCCUGCUUCGGUCCCCCAAUUUUUAAUAAAAGUAUGCUAAUUAAACACUGUUUAUCGUAGUUUUCCUUCACAGGCAUCACAAUUCUAGUAAUAAAAAGAUUCAGUUUAC
This is a messenger RNA of Gadus chalcogrammus (walleye pollock), 685 nucleotides long. It is a transcript of the gene mb, whose product is annotated as myoglobin. Gene Ontology annotation, cellular component: extracellular exosome. The transcript has 4 exons. The record is from RefSeq and is a predicted model, not a curated record. Gene Ontology annotation, molecular function: oxygen binding; heme binding. NCBI's taxonomy places the organism in Eukaryota, Metazoa, Chordata, Actinopteri, Gadiformes, Gadidae. Gene Ontology annotation, biological process: oxygen transport. The coding region runs from base 114 to 551 and encodes 145 amino acids.